Molecule: messenger RNA, 1695 nt
Organism: Chanos chanos (milkfish)
Lineage: Eukaryota; Metazoa; Chordata; Actinopteri; Gonorynchiformes; Chanidae
Gene: adamtsl7
Product: ADAMTS-like 7
Exons: 12
Coding region: 1-1695 (564 amino acids)
Biological process (GO): proteolysis; extracellular matrix organization
Cellular component (GO): extracellular matrix
Molecular function (GO): metalloendopeptidase activity
Source: RefSeq, a predicted model, not a curated record
AUGGUUUCCGAGUGUGAACAGUAUCAGGUGGAUGUGUGUGGUCUCUGUGGGGGUGAUGGUACGUCCUGUGACGUGGUCAGAGGCACGUUUUCACGGCCUGUUCUCUCAGUGGGAUAUCACAAGAUUUUGGAAAUCCCUGCAGGAGCUCAGCGAAUCAGAGUCCAGGAGACGCCUAAAACCAGGAACUAUCUGGCUCUUAGGACACACACUGGGCAGUCAAUCAUAAACGGAAACUGGGUGAUUGACAGGCCUGGGAUUUUCCACGCUGCUGGAACUGAAUUUAAGUACCGACGACCCAAUGAAAUUCGCAGCCGGACAGGGGAAUCUAUCACUGCCCUUGGCCCGACUGAUCAGGAGUUGCAUCUCUUUGUGAUAUAUCAACAACCCAGUCCAACAGUACAUUAUGAAUAUAUCAUGUCUAGAGCCAUUGUCAUCAACUCACACACACACUCUGCUGUACUUCCACUAGCAGAGACUCAUGAAAAUGAAGUUCCAGAGAACGGAGCGAUUGAUAAUUCGGGGGGCGGGGCUUACCCCAACCAAGUGCCCUCUGAGCCAAUGACCUCUCAGCCCCUCCCACCAUACAGCUGGGUUCCCACCACAGCCACGCCCUGCAGUGUCACCUGUGGGACAGAAGAGGACUGCAACUCCCAGCCAUGCCCUGCAUUCUGGGAUGUGGGGGAGUGGUCUGAGUGCAGUAAGACCUGCGGUCCGGGGUUCCAGCACCGUCAGGUUUUAUGCCGUCAGACCCAAGGGCGCCAUGGCAACCACACAGUCACCGUGGCAAAGCAGCUUUGUGACCACACCGAGACACCAGAGACUACUGUCUCCUGUCAGCUUAAGAUCUGCAGUGAGUGGCAGAUUCGCUCCGCAUGGACUGAGUGUUCAGUUCCAUGCGGGGUGGGUCAGCGCAGUAGAGAGGUGGUGUGUGUGGAUAAUUUGGGGGAUGUGGUGGAGGAUGAGGAGUGUAACAUGGCACUGAAACCACAGCACCUCCAAAACUGUGAUAUGGGCACCUGCGCUACAAGCUGGUUUUACUCCCACUGGAGUCACAGGUGCUCUGCUGAUUGUGGAGUAGGGAGGCGCAGUAGGUCAGUGGUGUGUUUGAGGAGUCAGGGGAGCAGUCUUCCCCUGGAUGGCUGUGAUGAUGACAAACCUGAGGGGGAGACCAUGUGUGACCUGGGGCCCUGCACACAGCGCUUAGAGUGGUACACGGGACCAUGGGGACAGUGCUCCUCAGACUGUGGUAAUGGUACUCAGAGUCGGGGACUGGUGUGUGUGUUCCGUAAUGACAGCCAGUUUGACGUGACCUCUGAGUCUAACUGCUCCCAUUUGCCCCGCCCACCCACAACACAGACCUGUCAUGUGAAAAACUGUGGAGCGCAGUGGUACACCACAGACUGGAGCACUUGUUCACGUUCAUGUGAGGGCGGUUACCGGGUUCGAGAGGUGCGUUGCCUAGGAGAUGACCUUACCCCGAGUGAUGGCUGUGACCCUGAGGUGACCCCUGCAAGACGAGAGGAGUGUAACACACAUAUCUGUGAGCCAGAGAUUGAUGAAUCCUGUAAGGACCUGUACUAUAACUGUGUGGUGGUAGUACAGGCUCGGCUGUGUGUGUACCAGUACUAUCAGACUGCGUGCUGUGCGUCAUGUUCUCGUGCCACACGCAAAGACACACGUCCUGGACUCAGGUGA